UUGCACACAGCCGCUUACAGAAGCAACCAGCAGCCCAAACGCACAAAAGCAAAGAGAGGAAAUCCAAAGUUCUGUCUAGUUAGAGAAGACAGAAGUAGAAACAAGUGCUAGGAAACAGCAACAAACAGAAAAUACCUGACUGUGCAAAGUCAUUUCUGUCACUGUGGUUAGUGGUUUGCACUGGAACAAUUCUCUGCUUGUGUGACGCCUGACCUUUAACCUCUGAAGUCCAACCUUGAGAGGCUGCUUGAAGGCACUUUUAACAGACAGAGAGACCAACACAUCCAUCUGAGAAGCAGGAUGUCUGAGAUGCCUGCUUUCCCCCGAAUGUCCUUCCUGUUGCUUUGCAUUCUGGGUAUGACCGUGGUGACAUCUGGCUUCCCUCAGCCUCGACUAUCUCUCAGAAGUCCUGAGGAUUCAGCCGAACCUAAACGAGAUGACUGGGAUGUCCUUUUCCCCUCCAUCUCUCUCCGUGAUUGGAGCAUUCAAAUGAUGUCAGCCCCCAGCCUCGGAGCAGCCAAUAGCAAGGCAGGACUGAUGAGAGAGGCGUGGCUGUUUGCCCCAGAAAGGGCAGAGCCCAGCAUGGAGAGGGCGUGGCCCGCUGAAUGGUCGUCUCAGGGUGCCGGCAUGGUGAAGAGGAACAUGGUGGUGGCUGAUGAUGCUGCCUUCAGAGAGAAGAGUAAACUCCUCACCUCCAUGGAGAGACAGAAGUGGCUCAACUCCUACAUGCAGAAACUACUGGUGGUUAAUUCUUCAUGAUACUGGCAAAAAGCCAUUUAAAGGGAUGUUAAGUCUCUGGGUAACUGCACAGAGAGAAGACAGUAGUGUAGACAUCAAAAGACAUUAACACUUGCUGUUCUAUUUCUUUUGGAACUUUCCCUAUUUUAUUCUAAUACUUAAGUUAUUGAUUUCCCAAAAGGUGGUUAAAUGAAUAAUUCAGAAAGUCUGUUGGUGUUGAAUAUACAUACAUCUAAAGUGAAUGUUGGUCCUGCUGAAAAUAAUUUGGUGUUAUUCAACUUGAUGCAUAAAUAAAGAUGUAAAUUAUGUUUUUGACAACUG
Dicentrarchus labrax (European seabass) is the source of this 1059-nucleotide messenger RNA. RefSeq names its product parathyroid hormone 2 (gene pth2). Lineage: Eukaryota; Metazoa; Chordata; Actinopteri; Moronidae. The coding region runs from base 301 to 759 and encodes 152 amino acids. The record is from RefSeq and is a predicted model, not a curated record. Gene Ontology annotation, biological process: neuropeptide signaling pathway. Gene Ontology annotation, cellular component: extracellular region. The transcript is spliced from 4 exons.